AGUACCUUUUUGUUUUGUUUAGGCUAUGUUUUACUUUUUUCUUCAUUUCGUUUGUCGACGUUUUUCCAAUUGACAACUUCUAUUAGAUCUUGAAAUCUAGAAUCUAGAUCUAGAUCUAGAUCUAGAUCACUUUUGGAUUCGUUCCACGAUGGCUGAAAAAGGACAGACGAGCUCUAUGACCUCUGUCACUGAGGAAGACUCAUCGGCCGACUCCGAGUCUGACACGACUGAGUCAAGCUACUCACUCGUCACAUCCUCUGUGCUCAGCAGCUCCGACUACAACACUGAUGAUAAACUGACGCCAGGACUGGUCAGCAUUUCUAUUUCAAAAACGCCCACAAGAGAUGCGUUGAAGCAAGGAAAGUCAAAGCUGGGAAUAGGAAAUGUCACCGAGGGUUAUUUUGGUUGUAAACGGGAGAGUACAAAAGAGUGCAGUAAUAAGGAUUUAAAAACUAUAAGUCAAGCAGCGGUCGAGCUGCCUGUCGCUCCUUUGUUUCCUUAUGGCUCUAAUCCUCUACCUCUGAGGAAGGCCAGUGCUGACAAUUCUUACAAAAAUUCUCAAAAGUUGUGGACGUAUUGUGACCGCGAGAGAUGUGUGGAAAAUUUGGGUGUUGAUGACCCAGAGAACAGACUGAGCACUGACUUCUCAGACACAAGUAGUAUUUGCAAAGACCCAGAUAAAACUUUGACGAAUGAUAAUACUGUCCAGGAUUCUGUUGAUAUAGACAGCAGUAAUGGUGCUAGCAACUCAGAAAACAGCAGCAGAGGGUCUAAACAGAAAUCAGACGAACGUCCUCAUCUCCCUGAUUUGUCAUCGGCAACUUGGUACCAAGCCCAGUGCUUUGAUCGCUACUGGAGCAACUACCGAUUUGUGAUGGACUGGUAUCAGCUCCAUUUGAAGACUGUCCAGAAACUGUCCGGGUUUAAGAUGGGAGUGGGUGCAGCUGCUAAUGUUUCCCAUCAGGGCAGGAGGCAACAGAGCAGCAAUCGUGCCCGCAAGGCAAGACGAUCCAGGAGGGCAAGGAAUCGUCGGCUGGCUAAGGAACGACAGAGGGUUGGGAGUGCCGACAAUGUAGCAUCACAUGGGGACAACAGCCGCACGGAGACAGCUGUUUCUGGAUCAUCGCGGCCCAGUGAUGAAGAAAUGAAGAUGGAGAUCACAGAUGAAAUGGUCGAGUUCUUCACAACAUCCUACAAGCACAAGAUGGAAAGAGAUACAAAAAAGAAAAUGGAGGGAAAGAGCGAAGAAGAGGACGCACACGUAAACAUAGAUCAAGUUGUCUCCGGCCAGCAAGCCCCCAGCACCAGUGCCCCUGCAGAGCAGCCUGGCCUGAGACGAACGGCUGAGCUCAAGUACCUGUACGGAACAGAUGCACCCAUGAUUCAUGGCAUGGAGACGGCCUUGCAGUUGACUUUUGACCGCGUCUCAGACAAGUGCCAGCCCAAAUUGUGGCCAAACAUGCCAUUGAAAAUUAAUUUUGCGUAAAAAUGCUUUUCAUCGCCUUUUCCUGGCCUUUGAACUUACAAUUCUCUAGCCUGUUGUUAAUACUGAUGACCUGAAAAAAAAAAAGAAAGCAGAUUGAACUACAAAUCAUCUGCUUUUGAUCUUUUUCACGUAUAAUAUUAACGUGUAAAUGUGAUUUCUAUUCCUACAUCUUUGCUGUCAAACAAUAAAUGUCCUAGAGUCCUAGUUAAAGAGCACUGAAAACUUUGUGAAGCAAUCUAGUUAGGUUUGAUGUUCAAGCGGUUGGGUCGAAGGUUUGUAAAUACGUUUACAGCACAAGUGAAUGAUAUAAUGUUAAUGAUGUGAUUCAAUCACUUUUUGAUGAACGUCUAGAACUUAAAAAUCAUGAAAUUUUUGGUUCAGAUGUUCUUUACCUUAAGUUUAAAAAUCAGACUUUAUUAAUAAACCUCUCAUGACCAUAAGAAUGAUAUUUUAGUGAUAACAUAAGAAAGACUAAAUGCUGUGUCUACUGCCUGUGUGUCUGAGAUGGGCAUUUUCGAGAAUUUUUUUUUUAGGGGGGGGGGGGUUUCCAUUUUUUGCUGGAAAGAUCUUUACAGCAUUUGUAUGUGUAGCUGACUGUACUGUCCUUGUUGACCCCAUGAUGUGUGUGUAGCUUUUCACCGUAAAAAAAAAAAUUAAAUUGCAGUGGAAAGUAGUCCACAAUGAUUUGAAAAAUCAGGAUUUGUAUUUUUAGGCAUAGUCCCAUCCUUUCUGUUUUACAUGAAAUGUAUGCAGCAUAAAGGAACCGUGGAAAGGUGAGAAGUGCUUACCCAAAAGAGAAGUUAAUAUUCAGAUUGACUCAGGGAAUGUAGUUAAGACUUCCAAAUCCAAUCAAAGGCUCUUGAUUGCAUCUUGUGUUUGUACCUAGAGGGUCUUGAUGACCUUAUUGGUGUUCUUUUUUCUUUACUUGUGUCUAGUUGAUUGUGUAAUGAAAAUUUUUCAUGCUAAUACCAGUUUAUGAUUGGCUGCAUUAUUACAAUGUACUGGUUUUGUUUGUGGUCUUGCUGGUUUCUGAUCGGUUGUAUGUUGUAAAAUCAGUUUAUCCGCAUAGACCUGAUGUUUGUAACAAAUGGGAGACAUGGAUAUUUAUUGUUCUGAACAACAGCAAACAGCUGUGUGGUGCUUCCAAUUUCCCUGACCCCUUUAUCAGUUGUUUGUCAGUAUUGUCAUUAAUAAAGAAUGUCAACUGCUCAAAGUCAAA
Molecule: messenger RNA, 2705 nt
Organism: Aplysia californica (California sea hare)
Lineage: Eukaryota; Metazoa; Mollusca; Gastropoda; Aplysiida; Aplysiidae
Exons: 5
Coding region: 149-1486 (445 amino acids)
Biological process (GO): spliceosomal snRNP assembly
Cellular component (GO): SMN complex
Source: RefSeq, a predicted model, not a curated record